AGUUUGCUACCGUUUUCAUACAGAACUAUUUGCCAAACUUUGGCAAUGGACGAUUUGAGAUUUUGAUCACAACGUAUGAAACUUCUACCAAAUUAUCUGUCAGUGUCAACAAGUCAAAUUUUAAAAAAGAUUACACUGUAGCUACUCCUCAGACUUUGUCAGUUGUACUGCCAAGUAAUGUGGAGCUUAUUGGAUCCGCAAAGGCUUCCAAUACAGUGCUCAUAAAUUCUGACAAAGAUGUGUCCAUUGUAUCUUUCAACUCCAAGCAGUUUUCUGCAGACAUUACUAUUGUACUUCCUGUAGAGAGCUGGGGCAAUGAAUAUUAUAUUGUAACCCCUGCAAAGGGACCACAAGGAACUUACAAAGAAUUUGCAAUCACAAAUUAUGAUUCCCAGUCAAAUGUUAUUAAUGUUUAUCUCAAGGGAGAUGUUAAACUGCAGGGGCAUAACUAUAAAGCAGGUUCUAAACUCAGUGUUUCUUUGGAAGCAUAUGAAUCUGUUCAACUGCAGAGUAAUUGUGACUUAACAGGUACCAGAGUUGUGGCUCAGAAGCCAGUUUCUGUGCUGUCUGGACAUACCUGCAGCUGGUACUAUGGCAGAUGCAAUCAUGUAUAUGAACAGCUCAUUCCUGUUACUAGAUGGGGAAAAGCAUUUGUUGUGCCCAAGCUACCUUUUCAGUCUAAACCUAACUUGGUAUACAUCACUGCUUCCCAGAAUCUGAGAGUUCAGUUUAAAAAUGCAUCAACGACUAUCAGUGAAGAUCUCAGCAGUGGAGGUGUGCUUCAACUUUUCACCUCAGACGCUGCAUCUGUCACAGCUAAUGCACCCAUUCAAGUUGUAUUCUACUGCACAGGUGGAAAAGUUAACACUGAUUAUUAUGAUCCUUUUUUAAUGAACAUCCCAGCCACUAAUGACUACUGCACCAGUUACACCAUCAGUGGGCAAUAUGAAUUCAACAACUAUGCUAUUAUUGUGGCCAACAACUCAGCUAAAUCUACCAUUACAUUUAAUAAAAAAUCUUUCAGAUCACUUACAUGGACCUCAGUUCCUGGAACUGGUUACUCUUAUGGCGCCAUAUUAUAUGGAAAAGGAACAAGUUUUAACACCAUGGAGGACCCCAGUUCUGCAUUUGGACUGUUUAGUGUUGGAUACCUAAAUCAAAAUGGAUAUGGUGCACCAGCUGUGUGUAUAAGCAAUGCUGUUGACCUCUGCCUGAGUACUCAGUGUCGGCAGAAGGAAAAGUGCAAAAUUGUUGGAGGUAAAGCUGUCUGUAUUCCUGAAUCCAAAGUUAUCUGCUGGGCCUCGGGUGAUCCACAUUACAAGACUUUUGAUGGUAAAGCUUAUGAUUUCCAGGGUACCUGUACUUACGUCAUUGCUAAAACCUGUGGAAAUGACUCUUCACUUGCUUCCUUUAAUAUCGAGGCCAAGAAUGACAAUCGUGGCAACACACAUGUUUCUUUCGUAAGCCAAGUGAACAUUAUGGUUGAUAACAUCACUAUCACUGUGAUGAAAGGCGAAUAUGGAAAAGUUAGGGUAAAUAACAAUUUGGAACAACUUCCAAUAACUAUUCAGGAUGGAAAAGUAAAAAUCUACCAAAGAGGAUUGUCAGUAAUAACUGAAACCAUUUUCAAACUUGAAGUAUCCUAUGACUGGAACCAUUAUCUCAUAGUCUCCAUUCCAAGCAGCUAUUUUGAGAAUGUGUGUGGCCUAUGUGGUAGUUAUAAUGGAAAUUCAAAGGAUGAUUUCACAACCCCAUCGGGGACACUCGCUAAUAAUGCUAUAGAUUUUGGAAAGAGCUGGAAAGUAAAUGAUGGGGACCGAUUCUGCUGGGAUGACUGCAAAGGCAAUUGCAAAACAUGUGAUGAAAAACUCAUUCAGAAAUAUAAAUCACAGCAGUACUGCGGUUUAAUAACAAGUGCAAAUGGGCCAUUCCAAAAUUGCCAUGCUAUCAUCGAUCCAAAUAUUUAUCUUGACAACUGUGUUUAUGAUGUGUGUAUGAAUGAUGGAUCCAAACUUUUCCUGUGCCAGGCUUUGAAGACUUAUGCUGAUGCAUGCCAGAAUCAAGGGGGAACUGUACUGGAAUGGAGAGACAUUGCUGGCUGCCAACUAAACUGCCCAGCAAACAGCAAGUACAUGUUAUGUGGAACAUCCUGUCCAGCAACUUGUGAUGAUGACACGGCUCCUUCCAGUUGUGAAACACCUUGUGUUGAAACAUGUCAGUGUAAUGAUGGUUUUGUUCUCAGCGAUGGGAAGUGUAUUCCAAGAGGCAACUGUGGGUGCAGGUACAAAGGUCGAGUCUAUGCACCUGGACAAAAGUUCUGGGGAGAUGACAAGUGUGAGCAGAGCUGUGUUUGCAAUCCCCAAACAAGAGCUGUAGAAUGCAGAGCUACAAAGUGUAAAUCAACAGAGACCUGUAGUAUUGUUAAUGGAAUACGCAACUGUUAUCCUGUGGAAUAUGGAACAUGCUCUGCUUCGGGUGAUCCACAUUAUAAAACAUUUGAUGGACUGACAUAUGACUUCCAGGGCACAUGUGUUUACCAAUUUGCCAGCCUGUGUGCUGAGGAUAACACACUUGAUAAUUUUACUGUAAAUGUCCAAAACAAUUUCAGGGGAUCCAGCACUGUAUCAUACACUAAGCUUGUUGAAGUCCAGAUAUUUGGUUUUGAUAUUAUAAUCAGCAUCGAGUACCCUGGCAAAAUACUGGUGAACGAAGUCCUUACAAACCUUCCAUAUGUACUGGAUAAUGGUAAGGUCACAGUUUACAGGAGUGGCUAUUAUGCAAUACUACAGACAAGUUCAGGUAUCCAAGUUACCUUUGACUGGAAAAGUUAUGUAUCACUCACCAUACCAACAACAUACUCUGGUGCUAUUUGCGGUUUGUGUGGAAACUUCAACAAAAACACCAAAGAUGACUUGACAAUGAAGAAUGGACAGCUUGCACCCAAUGCAGGGGAGUUUGGACAAAGCUGGAAAACUGAAGAUAUUCCUGGCUGCAAUGACGGAUGCAAAACAAAUUGUCCACAAUGCAAUGUAAAUGAGAAGCGGCAAUAUGCAAAAGACAGCAGCUGUGGUCUCAUUUUGAAAAAGGAUGGACCAUUUAGAGAAUGUCAUAGUAAAAUUAAUCCAGAUGGAUAUUUCCAGGAUUGUGUUUAUGAUGCAUGUUUGUAUAAGGGCCGUCAGAAUAUUUUGUGCCAGGCAAUCAUGGCAUAUGCUGCAGCUUGUCAACAUACUGGUGUUACUAUUCUUCCCUGGAGAAAUUACACUUCCUGCAGUCCAAAAUGUGGAAAUAACAGCCAUUAUGAAGUAUGCACUAGCAAGUGCCCAGCUACAUGCAGCAGCCUGUUCCAAACAAUUUUGUGUGACACAUCUUGCAGAGAAGGUUGUCAGUGCGAUGAUGGUUUCAUUCUCAGUGGUGACGCAUGUGUUCCAAUUUCCCAAUGUGGCUGUCUGUAUAAUGGAAAAUACUACAAGAGUGGGGAAACCUUUUAUCCUGGCAAACUGUGUCAGGAAGUGUGCACAUGUAAUGCAAAUGGUCAGGUGAAGUGCACAAACUUCUCUUGCUCUGCCAAUGAAGAAUGUAAGGUGGUGAAUGGUAUUCAGAAAUGCCAGCCCAUUGGUUCAUCAACAUGCUAUGGAUCUGGUGACCCUCACUAUAAGUCCUUGGAUGGUCUUGCAUUUGACUUUCAAGGAACAUGCACAUAUACCUUUGCAAAAAGCUGCACAAAUGACCAAAAUCUUGUGGCUUUUUCUGUUGAGGUGGAAAAUGAAAGCUGGGGCAAUGGAAAAGUGUCAGUCACUAAAAUGGUUGCAUUGACAGUGUAUGGAAACACUUUCAUCUUAAAUCAAGGAAAGGGAGGACUGAUAAAGGUGAAUGGAAUAUAUUAUAACCUUCCUCUGAACUUUAAUAACAACCAAGUGAUUGCUCGACAAUAUGGCAACAGCAUCAAUAUCGAAACAAAUUUCCAGCUAAAGCUCAGUUAUGACUUGGUGUAUCACUUGUCAUUAACAGUGCCAGGAAACUAUAAGAAUAAAAUGUGUGGUCUGAUGGGGAACUACAAUGGUGACAAAACAGAUGAUUUCAUGCUGCCAAAUGGCAGGACCACAAAAGAUGUUGUAGCAUUUGGAGCAUCCUGGAAAGUCAACGUUCCCGGAGCAAAAUGUGAUGAUGGCUGCAGUGAAACCACUUGUCCUACAUGUAGUGCAGACAAGACCGCACUAUUCAAAAAUGAGAACUAUUGUGGAAUUUUAACAAACCCAGAGGGCCCUUUCACUGCCUGCCAUAAGAUAAUUGAUCCAAACACUUACUUUAAUGACUGCGUCUAUGAUCUCUGUGCAGGCAACGGGGAACGCAAAGUGUUAUGCAACAGUAUCCAGUCAUAUGUUGCAGUUUGCCAGGAAACUGGGGCCACUGUCAAAGAAUGGAGGAAAGACAACUUCUGUCCAUUAUCCUGUAUGGCAAAUAGUCAUUACAAACUUUGUGCAGACAUCUGUGCAACCUCCUGUGCUGGAAUAUAUGAGCCAGUAAAUUGUCCAAAACAUUGUGCAGAGGGCUGCGAGUGUGAUGAUGGAUACUUCUUUGAUGGCCAGGAGUGUGUUGAUAUAAACCAUUGUGGAUGUUAUGAAAAUGGACGCUAUUAUAAGCUUAAUGACAUUGUUCUGUCAGCAGACUGUAAGGAAAAGUGGACUUGUAGCCCAGUUGGUGGUUUAGUGUCGGAGCCAAAUACUUGCCAGGAUGAUGAAAUAUGUAAGACUGUUGAUGGAGUUGUGGGAUGCUACAACAAGGACCCAUGCAAAGGAUUUGUAUGCAGAGAAAAAGAGAAAUGCGUAGUGAAAAAUGAUAAACCAGAAUGUGUCCCUGAGGGUGACAGUAAUGGCUGGAUUUGGGGUGAUCCCCACUAUCACACGUUUGAUGGCUACAAUUAUGACUUUCAAGGCACUUGCACAUACACCGUUUUAAAAACCUGUGGCAACGACACCUCCCUACCUCAAUUCACAAUUAAUACAAAGAAUGACAACAGAGGAAAUACUGCUGUUUCUUAUGUGCGACAGGUUGACAUAUAUGUCUUUCAGUACAAGAUCUCUAUCAUGAAAUUUGAGAAUGGAAAAGUUAGGGUAAAUGAUAUAUCAAAAAAUUUGCCUGUAACGUUAGAGAAUGGUGAGUUACGUCUUUACCAGAGUGGACAUAAUGCUGUCUUAGAGACGGCAUUUGGCCUCCGAUUGACAUAUGACUGGAACUGGUAUCUCUAUGUUACUAUAUCUAGCAGCUAUUACAAGAAUGUAUGUGGACUGCUUGGUAACUACAAUGGAAAUGUGAACGAUGAAAGAAUGACACCUAAUGGUACAAUAAUAUCAUCCAUAACAGAAUGGGCUAAAAGCUGGAAAGUGGAGGACAGAGACAAGUUCUGUUUUGAUGUUUGUCAGGGUGUCUGCCCUACAUGUGAUGACACAAAGAGGCAGCUCUAUGAAGGUCAAGGCUAUUGUGGUCUACUAACUAAAAAGACUGAUGGUCCUUUCAGAGAAUGUCAUUCAAAAGUGAACUCUGACAGUUUCUUUGACAACUGUGUCUAUGAUGUUUGCUUAAAUAAUGGAGCUAAGCAGAUUCUGUGCCAAGCAUUGAAUUCAUAUGCAGCAACCUGCAGAAAGAAUGGAGUAAUUAUAUAUGACUGGAGAAAGCAGGCUGGAUGCCCACUGGAUUGCGGUGACAACAGUCACUAUGAAGCAUGUGGAAAUGCUUGCCCUGCUUCCUGUUCUAAUCGCACUGCUCCAUCAACCUGCAAAGAUCCAUGUGUGGAAACAUGCACAUGUAAUCCUGGAUAUGUUCUCAGUGCUGGAAAAUGUGUUGCAAUCGAGAGUUGUGGGUGUACAUACCAAGGGCAUUAUUACAAUCCAAAUGAAGAAUUCUGGGAAGAUGAAAAAUGUCACAUACGCUGCCGCUGUGAUCCCAACCUUGGAAUGGUGGUGUGCAAGCCCACUAAGUGUAAAUCCAGUGAAACGUGUGACAUACAAUGGGGUUCAGGACUGCUACCAAUACAUUUUGCUAAAUGUUCUGCAUCUGGAGAUCCACAUUAUACCACAUUUGAUGAAAAAAGAUAUGACUUUCAGGGCACUUGUAUUUAUAGAUUAGUUGGUGUAUGCUCUAACGAUCCCACUCUCACCCCAUUUGAGAUCAGAGUACAAAAUGACAACCGAGGCAGCAAGGUGGUAUCAGUAACAAAGGUGGUCUUCAUUGAAGUAUACAAUACAACAAUAACCAUCAGUAAGGAAUAUCCAUAUCAGAUUCAGGUGAAUGGUAUUUUUACAGCAUUACCCUACUAUCUGUCUGGCACUAUGAUAAAAUCUUACAGAAGUGGAAAUCUUGCAGUAGUUGAGACGGAAUUUGGUCUCAAAGUUACAUUUGACUGGAGCAAUGCUGUAACAGUCAGUCUGCCAAGCACUUACUCCAAUGCGGUCUGUGGUUUGUGUGGCAACUAUAAUCAUACCCCACAUGAUGACUUCAUGAUGCCUAAUGGCAAACUAGCACCCAAUGCAGUAACAUUUGGAGAAAGUUGGAAGGUUGGAAAUGUACCAGGUUGUGCAAAUGAAUGCACCGGGCAAUGUCCAGUUUGUAGUGAAGACGAGAAACAAAAAUACAAAGGUGACAAAUUCUGUGGAAUAAUCAUAAGCAAAACUGGACCUUUCCGUAACUGUCUAGCUGUUAAUGAUCCCACUCCAUUUUUUGAAAAUUGCGUAUUCGAUGCCUGUGAAUACAAGGGGCAUCCGUCAUCCUACUGUGAUGCAAUUGCAACUUACGCUUCUGCAUGUCAAGCAGCAGGUGUCGCCAUUGAUAAGUGGAGAACAGAUACAUUCUGUGGUUAUACCUGUCCACAGAAUAGCCAUUAUGAACUGUGCGGAUCUGGAUGUCAAGUUACAUGCAGAGGUUUGUCAGCUCCAGAAGGAUGCAAUGCUCGCUGUAGGGAGGGAUGUCAAUGUGAUAAUGGCUACAUCCUCAGUGGAGACAAGUGUGUUCCAAUAGCAGAUUGUGGCUGCUUGUAUAAAGGCCAAUAUUAUAAAAAGGGAGAGGAGUUUUAUCCAGAUGGGUUAUGCCAGGAAAAAUGUACCUGCGACAGCAAUGUUACCUGUAAAAAGACAACUUGUGGAGCCAAUGAGGAAUGCAAAGUAGUGAAUGGUAUUCGAGGAUGUUAUCCAUCUGGAACUGGGAAAUGCAUUGCCUCUGGAGAUCCGCAUUACUUGUCAUUUGAUGGCCUUGCUUUUGAUUUCCAAGGUACAUGUACUUAUACUUUGGCCAAAUAUUGUGGUACUGAGAAGCAUCUAACACCAUUUACUGUCAUAGUCGAGAACGAAAGUUACGGCAGCGGCAAUGUUGCAGUAACAAGAAUGGUUAUGGUGGAGGCUUACAACUUCAUCAUUACUAUCAUGCAAGGAAUAAAAUGGAAAGUCAAGGUAAAUGAAGAAAUUGUUAGUCUUCCAGUCAUCUUGGCUAAUGGGCAACUCUGGGUAAACCAGGAAGGUAACAACAUCAUCCUGCAAACCAGUUUUGGUAUGAAGGCCCUUUAUGAUACUGCUUAUUAUGUAUAUCUUGAAGUCCCAAGUAACUACAAAAGCCAGAUGUGCGGCCUUUGUGGUAAUUUUAAUGAUGACCGUUCUGAUGAAUUCUCUUUACCUGAUGGAAGUAUAACAAAGGAUGUUAAUGUGUUUGGAGGAUCCUGGAAGGUAAACAUUUCAGGAGUGAAGUGUAAUGAUGGUUGUACAAAUAACUGUCCCAGCUGUGACCAGACUAAAACUGAACUGUACAGUAAUGAAAAUAAAUGUGGAAUAAUAUCAUCCAAAAAUGGGCCCUUCACCUCCUGCCAUUCUGUGGUUGAUCCAACAAUUUACUUCAAAAAUUGUGUGUAUGAUCUCUGUGCUGUGGAUGGGAAACAAGACACUCUUUGUACAAACCUACAGGCAUAUGCUACUGCAUGUCAAUCUGCUGGUGCAGUGAUUAAAGACUGGAGGACUACUUCACAAUGUCCAUUAACCUGCCAAGACAACAGCCAUUAUGAACUCUGUACAAAAACAUGUGAUCACACAUGUGCUAGUAUUACCAAUUCUUUGAGAUGCAAUGAAAGAUGCUUUGAAGGCUGUGAAUGUAACCCUGGAUUUGUUUAUAAUGGUGAAAAGUGCGUAACAAUGGACAAAUGUGGAUGUUUCUACAAAGGGCGGUAUUAUAAGCUGAAUGAAACAGUUGUUUAUCCAGAUUGUACAGAAUCUUGUACCUGCUAUCCCAGUGGUGACGUUAUUUGUAAGAACACAUCAUGCGCAAAUGAUCUGUACUGUCUAGUGAGAAAUGGAGUUCGUGGAUGUUUCAAAAAGGAGGGAACUUGCUCAAUUAAACAAGGUGGACAGCUAUUAUCUUUUGAUGAACUGACAGUACAACUUCUGACAAGUGGACCAUAUGAAAUAGUUUCACUGUGUGAUGUUAAAUCACCUGCCUGGUUCAGAGUGAUCGUUGACCUUCAGUUUUGUGACAAGGAGAAAAUACUUUCAGCAACAACUGUCUUUGCCUUUUUUGGUGAUAUUUUCAUCACCAUAAACAAAGAUAAAGAGAGCUGGGUAAAUGGGCAUCCAGUGCAACUUCCAGUAAAUGUCAGCAAUGACAUCUCUGUGGUAUCAACAGAGAGUGCAACUAUAAUAAAACAUUCUUCAAAAACUGAAGUGUCCAUUACCACAGCUGGAGAGAUUACAGUUUUAGUGGGUGAGGCAAUGUCCAGUCACUUGUGCAGCAUUUGUGGAAACUUCAAUGGUGAUAAGGUGGAUGACAUGAAACUGCCAAAUGGAAAUAGCACUGAUAAUUCCUUAGAGUUUCUGAAUGCAUGGAAGGCCAAAGAUUUUUCAUACUGCGGCAGCUAAACUUGGAUGAGUCUCCAGUGCCCACACAACCUAAUGAGAGAAAUUUCAUAUAUGUGGAUGCUGCAUAUUGUGAAACAUCAGUCAUAAAACACUUGAUUUAAAAAUAUUUCACAGAGAUGGUCUAUAGUCUAAUCAAAUGCCACUCUCCAUAAAUGUUAUACAUAGACAACAUCCAUUAUUCUCAUAUUUUUUGGUAAAAUUAUGCAUAGUUUUUAAACAAAGCAAAUACCUAACAGAUCUUUGAGUUUGUUUUUGUCCUGUUUACUGAGAAAGCAUAUUUUAUGUUUAAUUUUGUAUAUUAUUUAAAUCAGCUAAUAUAUGGAAAAGGUCUGGAGUAUGAUAAUAUAUUAUUGCUAGUGAUACAUUCUUGUAUAUGUGAGCUCAAUCCUUGUUGAUAGACCACGGUUAAUAAAAUGAUUGACUUGCUAUCAUCUAACAAAUUUAAACUCAUCAAUAUCAUCAUCAUGAGAUAUCUUAACAGAUGAAAUAUCAGCAACAAUAUAAAGGAGUCAGGUUUUUGACUACAGCACUGACAUAUUCAGUCAUAAUGCAGAUUUGAACAAAGUAAUGUUUGUCUUCAUUUUUUCUGUAUCUAUAAUAUAAACAAAAAGCCAUGAUUUUAAAUCUAACAUAAAACAGUUCUUCCUCUCAUGUCAUCGGGACUUUUGGUUUAGGAUCCGCUGAUCCUAUUCAGGAUCAAUGGAAUAGAUUAAUAUUGUACGAUAUGCAAGCCAGUUGAUUGGUAAUUCCAUUGUAACAUAAAGGGUUUUGAUGUUAUUUCAGGACUGCUAAACUCCAACUUGUGAUUAAAACAGUAAUAGACUAUAACAUGCUAUAGAUGCACUGAUAUCUCAAAACCAACCUAAGAUCUCCUCCUGCUCUUUAUACCUUACUUUUCUCUACAAAUCUCCUCAUAUUUUUAACUAAAAAAAACUUUUGAAUGUAUAUUUCUAGUUUAAUUAUUCAUCUUUAUAUCUUCAUAUACAUUUUGUAUUACUUUGAAUUCUUUUUAUUUCUUUUAUUAUUGUAAAUAUUGAAAAUACUGUAUCUUGGAACUUUUUUGGUAGAGCUUUUUUGGAACUUAUUUGUAGGUAUUGAAAAUAUUAUACUGUGGAGCUUUUCUCCCCAGGCCUCCAUUGAAAAUGGGCUUGUUUUGGCCUAAUGCACUUUCCUGGUUAACAAACUACAAAUAAAAUAAAAUAAAAAUAAAAAAAUACAGUAAACUAAGAGGCAAUAAUUGUCCUUAGAAGAGUGUAUCUAAAAUAAAGUGGUUACAGCAGCAAUUAAAGAACUAGUUUGAAUCCUAGGGAAAAGGCUAUAAGGAUCCCUGCUGACAAUAACAGAGGAUGACACUAGUAAAGAGUGCCCAGAACUUACAAAUACAUCAACAUGUGUUCACUACAGUGAUUAAGAUGGGGCUUCUCAUUACUCAAUAAACCUAGACUGAAAUCAUUCCAGGAUCUCCAACAAGAAUUUCACAUCUGGAAAACAGGCUUCUAUAGUUAUAUUUAAAUUUGAUAAUUAAUACUUACAUAGAAAUGACUGUGGAAUGUUAACUGAGGCUUUCUUGGAUGGUGAAUGGAGAAAACCCAUCAUACACUUAGUUUCCAUUUAACUCCACCUCUUUUUGGCUUACAUGAGGAGCGGCCUUAGAUUAACUGGUGCCCUAGGCAAAAGAGCUCCAUGGUGCCCCCCACCAAACUACCCGGUGCUCCCAUCCUGGUUUACCUAUACCAAAUAAAUACUGGAAAAGCGUCCCUGGUGGAGCGGCACCCUAGGCGGCUGCCUAGUUUGCCUAUGCCUAAGGCCGGCUAUUUAUGUCCUGGACAGCCUUUGAAUAUAAUCAUACCAGAUACAAACAAACUGAAGAUUCUAAAUAUUUUCAGCAAUGACAUUGGUAUACAGCAAUGGAAUUUACUCACAUGGGAAACCUUGCAUCACUACUUGGAAAUUAUUUUCCUAACAGUGGUGUCCAUAUGUUGAUGCUGUGAAGGAAGUAAAAUAGGUUCUUGGGUCCAAAUCUUCAGGGAAUAUAGUAGCCUCAUUCUAUUUUAGGUGAGUAUAGAAGGAGUUUAUGCAAUCUUUUUGGUUAUUAUCCUUUAAACUUCCAGUGAGCUUGCUUCAGCAAGAAGACAGUAUCAGUGUGUCCCUCAGGGAGAGAAGACAGAGAUAUUUUAAUAUAUGUCAGUAUUACAUACACAACAUGAAAUCUGAAGUCUUCACACGCAGCAAACUACAAGUUGAUACAGGCAAGAGAAUUGUAGAGAUCACUAGAGGUGGUUGAGUGCAGCCUAUUACUUAAAAUGCCAUCUAGUGACAAAUGAAAGUAUAGCUCUAUCCAGGGACUAGAACGUAUAGAAGUGAAAUGGCAAAUUCUACGACUGUUAAGUAUGUAUUAGGUGAGCUAUAUUGACUUUCAAGUGCUGAGUCAGAAGAUACUUAGAGGAGGGAGGCUGACAUAUUGCUGUCAUGGUAUGUUGGAGCACUGCAUUAUAACAGAUGAGUCCUGAGAAAUGGGUCAAUGGUAUGGUCUGUGCCUUCAGUACGUUUUUGCAGUUUGGUCAUGUUACAAAUUUUGAAUGUUUAGUAAAGCCAUAUAUGUACAAAUGAGUCAGUGCUGUGUUGAACCAUUUUUUUUUUAUUAUUGCUUCUUUUAAAUUAUCAUAGAUCAAGAGAGUUCCAUGUGUAAUGCUAAUGAACUUACAAACUAUUAAGGAUCUUGCAUACAUAAUGUUCACAGUUUUAGAGCAAUGUUUAAUUAUUGAAUAAUCUCAUACCAGACAAUAGUCCAAUGGUUAGCCUGUAUAAAAUAGAUGCUGUGUUUUAAACUGAUUUGUAAAUAUAAGAUAAUCGUGUAUUUUCAUAAUU
Protopterus annectens (West African lungfish) is the source of this 11756-nucleotide messenger RNA. RefSeq names its product IgGFc-binding protein-like. The record is from RefSeq and is a predicted model, not a curated record. NCBI's taxonomy places the organism in Eukaryota, Metazoa, Chordata, Ceratodontiformes, Protopteridae. Gene Ontology annotation, molecular function: protein binding.